This is a messenger RNA of Puma concolor (puma), 1856 nucleotides long. NCBI's taxonomy places the organism in Eukaryota, Metazoa, Chordata, Mammalia, Carnivora, Felidae. The record is from RefSeq and is a predicted model, not a curated record.
AUGCCCGAGAUCAGGGUCACUCCCUUGGGAGCUGGCCAGGAUGUGGGCCGAAGCUGCAUCCUGGUCUCCAUCGGGGGCAAGAAUGUCAUGCUGGACUGCGGAAUGCACAUGGGCUUCAAUGACGACAGGCGCUUCCCUGAUUUCUCCUACAUCACCCGCAAUGGCCGGCUGACCGACUUCCUGGACUGUGUGAUCAUCAGCCACUUCCACCUGGACCACUGUGGGGCACUCCCCUACUUCAGCGAGAUGGUGGGCUACGACGGGCCCAUCUACAUGACCCACCCCACCCAGGCCAUCUGCCCCAUCCUGCUGGAGGACUACCGCAAGAUUGCUGUGGACAAGAAGGGCGAGGCCAACUUCUUUACCUCCCAGAUGAUCAAAGACUGUAUGAAAAAGGUGGUAGCUGUCCACCUCCACCAGACGGUCCAGGUGGAUGAUGAGCUCGAAAUCAAGGCCUACUAUGCAGGCCACGUGCUGGGGGCAGCCAUGUUCCAGAUUAAAGUGGGCUCAGAGUCUGUGGUCUACACGGGUGAUUAUAAUAUGACCCCGGACCGGCAUUUGGGAGCUGCCUGGAUUGACAAAUGCCGCCCCAACCUGCUCAUCACAGAGUCUACAUAUGCCACGACCAUCCGGGACUCCAAGCGCUGCCGGGAGCGAGACUUCCUGAAGAAGGUCCACGAGGCUGUGGAGCGUGGCGGGAAGGUGCUAAUCCCUGUGUUUGCGCUGGGCCGCGCUCAGGAGCUCUGCAUCCUGCUGGAGACCUUCUGGGAGCGCAUGAACCUGAAGGCCCCCAUCUACUUUUCCACGGGCCUCACGGAGAAGGCCAACCACUACUACAAGCUCUUCAUAACCUGGACCAACCAGAAGAUCCGGAAGACCUUUGUCCAGAGGAACAUGUUUGAGUUUAAGCACAUCAAGGCUUUCGACCGAGCAUUUGCUGACAACCCGGGUCCGAUGGUUGUUUUUGCCACACCAGGCAUGCUGCAUGCUGGCCAGUCCCUGCAGAUCUUCCGGAAGUGGGCAGGGAAUGAGAAGAACAUGGUCAUCAUGCCUGGCUACUGCGUGCAGGGAACCGUGGGCCAUAAGAUCCUCAGUGGGCAGCGCAAGCUGGAGAUGGAGGGGCGGCAGGUGCUGGAGGUCAAGAUGCAGGUGGAGUACAUGUCCUUCAGGGUCAGCUGCUACAUGCCAGCCAACGGUGAGACGGUGACACUGCCCACAAGCCCCAGCAUCCCUGUAGGCAUCUCGCUGGGGCUGCUGAAGCGGGAGAUGGCACAGGGGCUUCUCCCUGAUGCCAAAAAGCCCCGGCUCCUGCAUGGCACUCUGAUCAUGAAAGACAGUAACUUCCGGCUGGUGUCCUCAGAGCAGGCCCUCAAGGAGCUGGGUCUCGCCGAGCACCAGCUGCGCUUCACCUGCCGUGUCCAUCUGCACGACCCUCGCAAGGAGCAGGAGACAGCCGUGCGCGUCUACAGCCACCUGAAGAGCGUCCUCAAGGAGCACUGCGUGCAGCACCUUCCCGACGGGUCUGUGACCGUGGAGUCCAUCCUUAUCCAAGCCGCGGCCCACUCCGAGGACCCAGGCACCAAGGUGCUGUUGGUCUCCUGGACCUACCAGGAUGAAGAGCUGGGAAGUCACCUCACGUCACUGCUCAAGAAGGGCCUACCCCAGGCCGCCAGCUGAUCACCAGCCAGAGGGCCCUAGGCUUCCCUCUAGAGCCAUGUCUGUGCCUCAGGUCUUCCCUGUGUCCCUGGAUGUGGAGCCCACGGCUGGUCACAGCACUUGUCCGUGAGGACACAACCAGCGUUAUGUGCCUACGUGAUUGGCCAGUUCUCGCCGAGGAAAGAAAUAGGCCUGGGGAU